Molecule: messenger RNA, 2136 nt
Organism: Leptinotarsa decemlineata (Colorado potato beetle)
Lineage: Eukaryota; Metazoa; Arthropoda; Insecta; Coleoptera; Chrysomelidae
Biological process (GO): positive regulation of Notch signaling pathway
Cellular component (GO): nucleus
Source: RefSeq, a predicted model, not a curated record
GUACAGAUUGUUUGAGGUUAGUGACAGCAUUUGGUUAAAAUUAAGGUUAUUUAUGAUUAUUUGAUUAUUCUGAUGGAAAAGAAAACAAAAUGAACUUCUGGAACGUGAAAGACUUAUCAUUACCCCCAAUCAAUACAUACAAAUGUUCAAAUAAAGACAUAGAUCUGAAUUACCUUCAUGAAAUAUGUCAAGAACUCAAGGCCUUUCUCGAAAACAAAUAUAUGCGAGCCGAAUUCUUAGUGUUGUCAAGAAUAAUAUAUCGCAUGAAACAAAAAUUUCGAUCUGCGAAGGACUUUAAGGCAUUAGAGAAACUGAAUAAAGCUUUAGAAAUUCUUUUCAAAUUGGAUAUUCAGAAUGAUGUUACAACAUUCAUGGAACUCAUACCACCGAGAUAUAAGGAUGAAACUUAUUUACCAACUAAGAACAUGUUAGACUAUCUACUGGUUCGAUUCCAAGGAUUAACAAAAUUGAUGGAGCGUAUUGUGGAAACUUGUAAAAUCUCAGCUUUUUUAUUAAGUAUGAGAAUGAAAACUGGACACUUUUGGAGGGUUGGCUUUAUCAGUUUUGCUUUAGUAUCGAGGGUGUAUAUUCUCGCAAAAUUCAAUACAAACCGAAUCUGUGAGUUUUAUAGGAAACUUCUACCUUUUUCUAAUAAACUUCAAAAUUUGGGUAAAAAUUGGUUGCCCCUUGGAUAUAUGUUACCAAAGGAUCUUAAAGAAUGGAUGAAUGUUUCCUGGUUGGACUUUGAUGAUGUGGUGCAGAUAAUUGAAACACCUGAAAUUUCAGAUAUUAUGAAGUUUUUUGAUUUAGUUGAGAAUGAAGAUGAUGAUGUUGAAUUUUGUGAUGAAUAUAUUAUGAUUGGUGAUUCAGAAGUAGACAAAUGUUUCAAAAAUCUUCAAAAGCCAGUUUUACUCAAUAGAAAUAUUGUGGGCCCAAAAGAAUUUCGAGGUUUUAAUUGUAAUGAAGAUAUUGGAGAAAUUAUUGAAAUAAAAGACCCUAAGGUAGUAAAUGGUAACUGUGAUAUCUCAAAUAAUGAAAAUGAUGUUAUAUAUUUAUCUGACAAUUCGGUGGAGUUUGUUGGUGGUCAAAUAGAAAGGAAAAACAGGGAUGAAUUGAAAGUGAUUCCUUCAUUAUCAUCAACAAAAAAAAUGAAAAAACAAAAAAAUAGAAGGAAAAACAACGACAGUAGUCUAGCAGAAAAUUUAAUACAUUUUGAAACUGAUACAGAUUGCAUGCUAGUUUCAAAUGAAACAAGAGAAUAUAAUGUUGAAAACCAAUUGUUUGUAAAUAAAACUAAGACUGUUCAAACAUCCAGUGAACAAAAAAAUAAUAUUGAUGUUAAAAAGAGGAAAAGUAAAAUUAAACAAAACAGAAAUGUCAAAAAAAUAAAGCUAGAUGUGGAGACUACAAGGAGAGAAAACAGUUUUCGAAAUAAAUCUGUUGAUCUAGAAGACCCAAUGAAAGUAAGAACGAGGAUUGAAAAAGAGAUUACUGGUAAACAAUUAAAAAAGAACGAUGUUGGAGGAAUAUCUGACAUAUCAGAAUCAAACAUAGAACAAAAGACAAUAAUCAAGAAUGAAUUGGAAACUAUAAAGAUUCCUGAUAUGCCAUUAAGGAAAAAAGUUACAUCAAAACUGAAGAAACAGAAAACUAGAAGAAAAAACAAAGAAAAUUCCCAAACUGAAAAUUCAAUACAUUUUGAAGCUGAUACAAACGGCAUGUUAGUGUUGAAUAAGAUAAAGGAAUAUAAUAAAGAAGACAAUAUAUUUUCAAGUGAAAUCAAAACUGUUCAGACAUCAAGUGAACAAAACAAUAGUGUUGAAAAAAGAAAAAAGUAUAAAAUCCACAAAAAUAAAAAUGUAAUGAAGAUGAAAUUAGAUUUUGAGACUCCAGGAACAGAAUACCCCAAACAAAUUGAUGUAGAAGACCUGAUGAAAGUGAAUCAGAGGAUUGAUCAAAAAGAUAUUAUUAGUAAACAUUUGGAAGAACAUGUUGACAUUAGUAUAACACCUGACAUAUCAAAAUUAAAAAAAGAACAGAAAACCAAAGCCAAUAAGAACUUUUUGUCUCAUAAAGUUAAGAAGAAACUGAAAAAAUUAGAUAAAUAUAAAAAAAGAAUUAUAUGAAAAUGUUAAA